AUGGUGGUGGAGGUGGCCGGCGGCGUGGUCUGUCCCAGCAGGCGGGUACGGCGAUGGUACGUCAGCCGUUCCGUCCGCCAUUUUGCAACGUUCGGUGUCGUUCUAACACUCCUAGUGGGGCUACAGCUUCGAUUCUUCAAGAAGUCUAACCCCCGGGAGUACACGGGCGGGAGGCACGGCAAGACCCGGCGCGAAGACGGCGAGUUCACGGUACAGGUUCUACGAGAUGCGCCGGAUCUCAAGUGCAAAGUCAGGUACCCGCUACACGUCUCCGUCAUGACCUCGCGGAACAGACUGCCCACGUUCGCGUCAGCCGCGCACAGCACCUGGGCCAGACAGAACCGUGAGCAGGCGUCUGUGGAAUUUUUCCUCCCGAAAUCAGCCGAACAGACGACAACCGGCAAGCAGAGGCGCCGACAUGGGCUUGGGCUGCCAGCGGCAGUCGUCCUGAGUGAUGAGUCCACACUUGUAGAUGUGCCGAUACUGCGGUACUUGUGUAAGUGGCGGGAAGACGACUUUGACUGGUUCCUAGUGACGGAUGACCAGGCUUACGUUCGGCUGGACUCCGUUAUAGAUUUUCUCCGACAGGUGGACAAGACGGAAGCGGUACUUUUGAGCCGGCAGGGGGAGGCGUUUGUGUCCGAGCUGACCUGGGAGCGCUGCGGGACGGGCGACGCUGACGACGUGCCGCUGACGUCACUCAUGGCGGCCAGCGUCACGGUGUACAGUGGGUCUGCGGUCAGAGGUAUCUGUUCUGCCGUGGAAGGGUGCCUGUAUGAUUUAAACGACGGUCCAUUAUACCUGACACAGUGCCUGUCCAGCUACACGGUCACCAUGUGUCAGGACCAGAGGGAGCAGUACUCCCACCUGUUCUACGAAGACACACCUCCAACAUCCGGUCCAACCAACAACGUCACAUCCGGUCCAACUCUGCCGCCAGGAUUCGUCGAUGCUAUGAAGAACCGUGACGUCACGAAAGCCCUCACCCUCUCUCCCAUGCGAUCUCCAGACGACAUCUACAGACUCCAUCAACACUUUCAACGAAUCGACUUCUAACAUUAAAAUCAUACAUACUUAACGAAAAAAAAGAGAUUUUAACACCUUUAAUCCAACAAGACCAAA
Messenger RNA from Branchiostoma belcheri (Belcher's lancelet), 1122 nucleotides. Its product is annotated as chondroitin sulfate synthase 3-like. The transcript has 4 exons. NCBI's taxonomy places the organism in Eukaryota, Metazoa, Chordata, Leptocardii, Amphioxiformes, Branchiostomatidae. Bases 1 to 1056 code for a protein of 351 amino acids. The record is from RefSeq and is a predicted model, not a curated record.